Molecule: messenger RNA, 2466 nt
Organism: Patiria miniata (bat star)
Lineage: Eukaryota; Metazoa; Echinodermata; Asteroidea; Valvatida; Asterinidae
Gene: slc66a1
Product: lysosomal amino acid transporter 1 homolog
Exons: 8
Coding region: 264-1337 (357 amino acids)
Source: RefSeq, a predicted model, not a curated record
ACUCGAUUAACGAUUGAUCAUCAGUCAUGUCAGUUACGUCAGUCGUUGAACCUUUCGUGUGAUCAUCAGAAUUCUCUCAGUUUUGUUUGAACCCUCUUUUCAUCGAAGCUGUCAAGCACUAUUAAGUAGUGUUCCUGAAAAUCAGCGUGCAGUAGAUGGCCCACAGGCGAGAUUAGUUGAUGGGAAGCGGACUGAAAAUCGAAAAGUUGACCGGCACUUUUGUGAAUUAAAAUUGCUCCUGAUCAGAUUUACAUCAAUUGGGGAUGUCGCUGGGCUACGCCUUCGGUGCAGUGGGCGAAGUCGGGGGGCCUCACGUCCAUCCGCUACCCGGCGUGGAUGUCAAUUGUACCGAAGUUGAGCACGGCGUGCCGUGGGUCUGGAAUGUAUUCCAUGAGUGCGUAACCAACGACGUGCAAUAUGCCGGGUUCUUCCUGGGUCUGCUCUCCAUUCUCUGCUGGCUGGUCGUCUUCCUACCACAAUUCUACGAAGCUUUCAAGAAUGGCAAGAUGGACGAGGCCUUAUCCCCACUUUUCCUCUUCUGCUGGUUUCUAGGCGACGUGUCCAAUCUGGUCGGCAGCAUACUAAGCAAUCAGCUAGGAACGCAGAUAGCUGUGGCUUAUUACUACAUAGGAAUGGAUGCUCUGGUUCUACUGCAGUUCACGUACUACUACAUCAAGAACCGGAGAAGAAGACACAUAGGAGAGCUACGGGUCAGCUACGACAGCAUGGCCAAGACGAAUCGCAACCAGGUCAUCUACUGCACGGGCGGCCUCCUCCUACUGGCCAGCACCACCUGGUUUUCGCUGUCGCCAUGGCGACAGGCCGCAGUGCAUCCUGGGAGCAGGGCUGCAGGCAGGACGUUACUAGGGCUGGAGGAGUCGCCUGCCACUAUAUGCAAGGUUCCGUUCCUGAGCACGGGCGACUGCAUGUUUUAUACUGACAAAGAGAUCAUUGGUUAUGCCUGUGGGUGCGUAUCAGCAUUCUUCUACUUGACAUCUCGCAUCCCUCAACUUUAUAAAAACUUCAAGCGCAAGUCAGUGGAGGGCGUGGCCAUCUUGAUGUUCAUCUUGACGGUUCUCGGCAACGUCCUCUACGGCAUGUCAAUCAUCAUGGAGGGCACAACGGUUGUCUUUUUCGUGCGACACUUCCCCUGGCUCGUGGGUAGCCUGGGCACGCUCUGCUUCGACUGCACUGUGCUGGUGCAGUUUCGUCUGUACAGGAAGCGACCGCCGGGGUAUGUGGGGAUUGACGGGGACGAGACGAGAGGUUUACUGACGCCAAACAGACCAUCCGACGACGAGGGUUUCUACAGGGCGGCCAACGGGAUAAACACUUAGAAAAUGUUUGAGAUAAUUACCAACGGUUGCCUAAAAUGAAUUUGGGUCAUUUUAUUAAUUUGGGGUCCACUUUUUUUCCUGUCCCUGUUACAUCUGACAUCUUUGAUUAAAUAAUUCUGAUGCACUCACUAUUGCAGUUGUCCUCAAAGAGUGGUUUUGAACGGCAAACUACCUACAAAUAAAUUAAUCAUUUGAAGUAUUUUUUUAAUGAUACUUGAAUGACAAAUUACAAAGUACCAAGGUAACAGGGACAGGAAAAAUGUAACACUUUGGACCCUUAAUUUAAAGAAUGACCAUGUUGGACAAUGUUGCUUUGAGCAAGAUGCUUUGGGGAGAAAGUUGGCGAGCAUGUUGACAUUUUGUGUGUGUAAAUUAAGCAACUUGAAGAGGCAGAUUUGAACCUUGAGAAGUUUUAGGGAAUUCCAGAGUUAGCAGUUUUAACUAACAUCAGGGUAAGCAAUUGUUUUCAGAACCACAAGCCAAUAUCAUGGCGAUCAUAAGCACAGACUUGCGUACCAGAAAAUAUCUGCUUUAUAGCAGAAGCCGGUUACCAGCCAAGAUGUCAUGCGGUUUUCAUUGCAUGUGACUGGUUCUUGGCUGGUAUUCUGCUUCGCACACAAACUUUCCAAGCAAUAUUCAAUGCUUAAUUAACAGGGCCCAAUUUCAUAGAGCUGCUUAAGCAUAAAAUUUGCUUAAGCACAAAACAAACCUUGCUUAAUAUAAUCAUGUUACCGGCCAAAACUCCAUGCGAUGUACAUUGCUUGUGACUGGUAUUUAACUGUUGUUUACUUAGCAUAACAAUCGCACGGAGUUUCGGUGGGUAACCUGAUUAUAUUAAGCAAACUUGUUUUUGCUUAAGCAAAUUUUUUGCCCUGGGCCCUGGUCUGUGAACUGCCACUGAAUAUUCAUGAGGUGACAUCACCAAGGGAAGAUAGUGUUUGUCAGGGUGUUAAUGAAACUACCUCAGAAAUUCACAAUGCACUUGUCUGGUGCAUUUAACACAUGCCCGUCCAUUCCAUGCCUAAAGAACUUGAUGACAUAAAUUUUGGGUACAAAAGAAUUGCCAAGUAUAGCAUGUAUAGAGGGGUAUGUAUUUAUGGGAAGUACAGGAAUCAGGAAGGGUACUCAA